UGGGCCCUAAGUCGAGAGAAGUCCUGCAGGCCGGGAGAAAGCGGUACUGGACGCCACUGGGGACCUGUUGCUUAAUAACGCUUUUGGGGGCUUAUUCUAGGUGUGUUUUUCUGCUAGCUUUGUUCCUGGCCUGUCACCGACUCGCCAUGGCUUCCGGUCCCACCUUGCUGAUGCGGUUGGUGGCCUCGGCCUACUCGAUUGCCCAGAAGGCAGGAGCGAUAGUCAGACGCGUCAUCGCCGAAGGAGACCUGGGCAUUGUGGAGAAGACGUGCGCCACGGACCUGCAGACCAGAGCCGACCGGCUGGCGCAGCUGAGCAUAUGCUCCUCGCUGGCCCGCAAGUUCCCCAAGCUGACCAUCAUCGGGGAAGAGGACCUGCCGUGUGAGGACGUGGACCAGGAGCUGCUUGAGGACGGCCAGUGGGAGGAGAUCCUCAGGCAGCCGUGCCCAUCACAGUACAGCGCCGUCAGAGAGGAGGACCUUGUGGUCUGGGUUGACCCCCUGGAUGGCACCAAGGAAUAUACUGAAGGUCUUCUUGACAACGUCACUGUUCUCAUCGGAAUUGCUUACGAAGGGAAAGCCAUCGCAGGCGUCAUUAACCAGCCGUAUUACAACUACCAGAACAAUGAAAAGCAGAAGUUAAGGGAACACAGGCUCGAAGUGAAGGCAGGACCGGACGCUGUGCUGGGAAGGACGAUCUGGGGCGUUUUGGGUUUAGGUGCCUUCGGGUUUCAGCUGAAAGAAGUGCCUGCCGGGAAACACAUCAUCACCACCACCCGGUCCCACAGCAACAAGCUGGUCACGGACUGCGUCGCCGCCAUGAGCCCUGACCACGUGCUGCGCGUGGGCGGCGCUGGAAAUAAGAUUAUUCAGCUGAUUGAAGGCAAAGCCUCUGCGUAUGUUUUUGCAAGUCCUGGAUGUAAGAAGUGGGAUACUUGUGCUCCGGAAGUUAUUUUACAUGCCGUGGGAGGCAAGUUAACCGACAUCCACGGCAACGCCCUUCAGUACAACAGGGAAGUGAAGCACAUGAACUCCGCCGGGGUCCUGGCCACUCUGAGGAACCACGACUACUACGCAAGUCGAGUUCCCGAAUCCGUUAGAAACGCACUCGUUCCUUAGAGGAACGUCGCGUUUCCUUAGCUGGAGAAGGACAGCUGCAGGGAGAGGAGAGAUGGGGGAGGACGACUGUGUUCCUGAGGUCUCGGCCCUGCUCCGGAAAUCACUGCGGUUGGUCCUGACACUGAGGAGAUGCCGAAGCUCUUGGACUUUGUGCAGCCUGCCCAACCUGCAGGUCACUUGGCCUGCAGUUGGGGUGAAUUUCAGAACACCACGUGGAGCCAUUGGAAUCUUUCUCCGGUGGUAUGAUGUUAUCCAUAAACCUCAGGCAACCAAAAAAAAAAAAAAAAAAAAGGCACUCAUUCUUGAAAGGAACAUCCCAUUUACUUAGCCAGGAGAAGGACUUGGUUCUCAAAGUAACACGGUUUAAAACGAAGUGAAUGGAAUGAGAGCUCCCCUCUACUUUCUUCCAUGUUGAUCACUGAUUUAUCUUCAGGUGCUUAGAAGUAGAAAACAGAUCUUAAAAAAGUGUGAUUAAUUAACUAGACCAGUUUGGACAUCUGGGGAAUCUAUAGUCUGUCAUAUUUCUUCUCCUCCCUUUAUUUGGAGAAAUGAAAGAAAGGUUUUGUUCCAACUCACUAUCCCAGUCAAUUGUUGAAUCAACAUUCCUAUUGUAUAAACCAGAUUUCUUUAGGGCACAGAAGCACAAGUUGUUAAUCUCAUCCUUGUUUUCACAGUAAUUUUUAAAAUUUUCAAGGUAUGAACAAACUGAAAUGUCAUUAUGUAUGUUGAUGAAACAGAUUUAUGGAAGAAGCUUCUUUAUAAUAAAUUAUUUCAUUCUA
Molecule: messenger RNA, 1897 nt
Organism: Phyllostomus hastatus (greater spear-nosed bat)
Lineage: Eukaryota; Metazoa; Chordata; Mammalia; Chiroptera; Phyllostomidae
Gene: BPNT1
Product: 3'(2'), 5'-bisphosphate nucleotidase 1
Exons: 10
Coding region: 147-1118 (323 amino acids)
Biological process (GO): phosphatidylinositol phosphate biosynthetic process
Molecular function (GO): 3'(2'),5'-bisphosphate nucleotidase activity
Source: RefSeq, a predicted model, not a curated record